This is a messenger RNA of Brassica napus (rape), 996 nucleotides long. Its product is annotated as vascular-related unknown protein 3-like. The transcript has a single exon. The coding region runs from base 85 to 336 and encodes 83 amino acids. The record is from RefSeq and is a predicted model, not a curated record. Gene Ontology annotation, biological process: multidimensional cell growth; xylem development. NCBI's taxonomy places the organism in Eukaryota, Viridiplantae, Streptophyta, Magnoliopsida, Brassicales, Brassicaceae.
GUCUAAAUCCCAUUUUUUAACUUCUCACAUAUUUCAUUUCUACAAGAUCCAACCACUAUUCAUUAAGCUUUUCUCUAAGUUCAAAUGGAAAACUCAGCACUGAGCAACUGCGUGAGGCGUACGAUAUUCUCUACUCAACAGAGAACAAUACAAGAGGGUCUAGAAGAGAGUAGUUGGACAAUGUACUUUGAAACCGAAGAUCGUACAUGCCAUUAUGAUGAUUCUUCCAUGAUCUCAGACGCUGCGUCCCCUAUGGCCUAUGUCGAAGAAGACACGGCUUCAUCUCCUUCUAAAAGAACCAAGGUAAAUCCAAAGAGAAGACAAUACAUAAAAUGAUCCAGACAUAGACCUAAACAGCAAUUCACAUAUAUAUGUGCUUUUGGGUGAUGAUUUAUGCGUUAUAUAUAUGUAUAUUAAUCUUGGCUAUGCCUGUUCGUUUAGGGUUACAGUGAAAUGGAAGACAAUACCACAGAAGAAAAAAACAUGAACAAUACUAAAACUGAGGUAAGAAACUUUCAACAUGUUUUUUCAGUCAUAAUUUCUGACAAUUUUUUUCUGACGAGCUACAAAAAUAUUCUUACGGGUUUAUAGGAGAAGGGAUUGAAUAAGAAAGGGGUAAUAAAUGAAGAUUAUUGCGCAGAAUUGAAGAAGCGAGGACUUUGCUUAGUUCCUUUGUCCAUGUUGUCCAACUAUAUUGGUUGAUACUUUGAUUGUUUUUUCAGUCAUAAUCUUUUAAUUUUUAUUGUGAAUUAUUUUUGUCUGUAAAAUCUAUAGAAUGGACUAGUAAAUGACUAAAUGUAGUGAAAGUCGAAUCAAUGCUGGAUGAUGUACUUUAUGUAUAAACUAGACUCUGCCAGCGCGGAUAUGAAUUUUCAGUUUUUAAUUAUUUAUUUUAUUAAAUGAUGUAUUUGUAAUAUUCGUUCAUAUUAUAUUCAUUAAGUAAAUAUUUUUUUUGCAUCUUAAACUAUCUAUUUUUUUACGAAUGUGUGAUAUUAU